Molecule: messenger RNA, 4293 nt
Organism: Drepanopeziza brunnea f. sp. 'multigermtubi' MB_m1
Lineage: Eukaryota; Fungi; Ascomycota; Leotiomycetes; Helotiales; Drepanopezizaceae
Source: RefSeq, a predicted model, not a curated record
AUGUUUUGGCGAUUUGGCGGAUACGCCAACAUCUCCGCCAUCGAUACUCUUCUCGACAAGCCCGAUGUUACGUUAGAGGAGCUGCUGGAUGAGAGCGAUCUGAUACAGGAGCUCAAGCAAAGCAACUCAAAGCUCCUGGAAUAUCUGCGUGAGGGCAAGACUCUGGGGAGGCUGCUGGAAUACGUGGUAGCGCCAAAGCCCGAGACUUUGGUAGCUGAAGAUACAGAUACCGAGGCUACGGAGGACACAGAGGAUGAAUUCGAACCGAGAGGAAAGAACCGCGAUGUAUCUCCGAUCCGAUCGACCCUCGAAGACGAUGGGGCUGAGAGGGAAAAGAAGCGGACUCGGUAUGCCUACGUUGCUGCAGAGAUUCUGUCUUCGGACAAUUGGUCGAUAAGCGAGUCCCUGGUAGAGAUACCGGAGAAUCAGGCUCUUCUACGCAAAUUCUGGGGCUUUCUGAAGUCAUCGCCGCCUCUCGAUCCUCUCCAGGCCAGCUAUUUUACCAAGGUCAACGAAUCUCUGCUCGACAAGAAGACGGAGGAAAUGCUCGACCUCUUCAGGUCUCUCGAUGGAGUCGUCAAGAACAUGCUCCAGCAUGUGGACUCGCCCAUGGUCAUGGAUCUGCUUCUGAAGAUCAUAAGCUUAGAGAAAGCCGAGGGCGGCCAGGGAAUUGUUGACUGGCUGCACUCGCAAGAUUUGAUGCCGAUUCUCCUUUCUUUCUUGUCCUCCGAGCACUCAUGGGCGACCCAAACAUCCGCAGGAGACUUUAUGAAAGCCAUCAUCACCAUUUCCGCAAAUGCUUCCCAAAACGAGCAGUCUUGUAUAGGUCCGAACGAACUAACGCGUCAGCUCGUCUCCCAAUCUUGUGUCGAGAAGUUGAUUUCUGAUAUGCUUAAGGGCGGCAAUCCUCUUACUGUGGGAGUGGGUAUCGUUAUCGAAGUUAUCAGGAAGAACAACUCCGAUUACGACCCAGAUGUUGGUGUAGAAGCCAAUCCGACCCCUUCGAGUCGGGACCCCAUAUAUCUGGGUACGCUGCUCCGCAUGUUCGCUCAACGAGUUCCGGAUUUCAUGGAGCUGAUUUUGAGCCCCAAUCACACGAUUGGAGGUGGAGAUGGCCCAGUUACUAUUAGAAGAAAGGAAUUGAACGCAGCCUUCGGCGGCAAGAUCGAGCCUCUGGGCUUCGACAGGUUCAAGACUUGUGAAUUGAUGGCGGAGCUCCUACAUUGCAGCAAUAUGGGCUUGCUGAACGAGGUAGGUAGCGAGGAAUUUGUUAGGAAUCGGGAUGCGGAGAGAGAAAAACUGAGGGCUGAAGGCAAGCUGGGAACUUCCGGAAGCCAAUCUGGGCUUUCGAGUGAUGACUUAACGAUGAAAUCCUCAAUACUUACUCGUCUUGGGUCACCGGACGGAUCAAGAAAGCUGGAAGUGCAGAAUGCGUCUGAUGAUGAUGGAUUUGAGGAGGUCACUCACGCAGCGGAUCUCGGGGAUGACGCGAAGGAUGAUUUUGAUGAAAAGCCCGAGCCGGGAGAGGAUCUUCUUACCCCUACUACGAAUGUUACGCCCCUCUCAUUUAUGGACAAGGAUGACGACGAAUUUGUUGACGAGCCCCUGAGUUCUCCCCGAUUAAAAACCGAUUACACGCCCCACCUGGAUGAUCCCGAGAUGGCAGUGAUGCCUCUUUCGCCUACCAAGGAGCUUUCUCAACGAGUAGACUUGCUCGAACUUCAUCAAGACACAACCAUGAACUCCACACCCCCUUCGGUUGACACGAACACAGGAGAGAGCGAAGCUUCGACCACUGGUCUAAGCAGACCUUCACCCGAGUCCCCAAAGGAGUCCUCUGACAGCCCUCCUAAGGAAGAAGAGAAGCCAGCUGAAGAUGAGUCACCGGCAGCAGAAGAGACUCCAGUAACAGACGCAAUGGAAUCUGUGGCACAUCCAGAGGACAAGCCUGCACCUUUGUCUGUAAAGAAGGCCGAGGUUGUAGAGGACUCAGUCCAACCUCCCACGGCUGAAGUGAACCAGGGCAUGGAAAGUCUUGACACGACCAUGGGAGAAGCUGGUGAUAGUUCCGAUUCGAUCUUGAUGGGCAACACCGAUGAACACAGUCAUCAAUCUUUACCAGAAGAUGCACAAGCAGCACCAGUUGUGGGUGACUUCCUCAAGAUGCAAUUUGUUGAGCACAAAGUUGUUCCAACAAUUUUAGAUUUCUUCUUUCGAUUCCCUUGGAACAACUUUCUCCAUAAUGUCGUCUAUGACGUUGUACAACAAGUAUUUAAUGGGCCUAUGGACCGUGGCUUCAAUCGAUCCCUAGCUAUUGACCUUUUCGAGACUGGAGACAUCACAAUGCGCAUUGUGGAUGGGCAGAAGAAGAGUGACGAGGCACAAGCCAAGAGCAGGAUGCGAUUAGGGUACAUGGGCCACCUUACACUCAUCGCUGAAGAGGUUGUCAAAUUCACCGAACGCCAUCCGCCCGAGUUGCUAUCGGAUUCUGUAUUGGACAAGGUUAUGAACGGCGAGUGGGUGACGUACGUAGAGGUCACUCUUGCGGAAACGAGAGAACGAGACAAUGCCAUUCUUGGUGGAGUCAGACCCGAUAUGUCAGUUGGACCGCGGCAAGCAGUCAUGAACGCAGUCAACGCGGCAAGUAACUUCGGCGGAGCUUCAUCCGCACUAGCAGAUGCAGGCCUCAAUGGCUCGGUUGGGCUGGACAGUAUCGACCUCGCAAACGGUAACGGCACAUCAACAUUCACACUCAGCGGCGGAACUCUCCUAAGUGGAUUUGGAAGCUCGAGCGAUGAAGAAGACGACGAGAUGGAUGAUGACAACGAUGAGGAAGGAAGCAGAAGUGGUGGUGGUGGCGCAGCUGAAGUGGGUCAAUCUGUUCCUCCAGCUCCCAAUCUUAACAAGUUUGACGACGAAGAAGUCGAUUAUGAAUACCUGGAGCAGCUCGACCGCGAGACCCCCUUGUUUCCCGAGGGCAGCGUCCGCGAUGACCCUGCUCCAUUGAGCGCGGGACUCAGCUCAUUCUCCCGCUACAUCUCCACGCCAUCCACAACCACCGCCACCACCUCCGACCUCGAGCCGCCAUCCGCCCCUCCACCACCGCCCCCUCCCCUCAACAUCCCGCCUUCGCGGGCGCGUCGCCAGCUCGCUGCUCGCCUCGCCUUGCAUAGCAAGCAGAACGCUGAUGCGGUUGCUGCCAACGGCGGCGGUGAGUUAGAUCGAGAUGGGGAGCAGGAGCAUCAGAGGAGCCUGAACCCGUUCGCGACCGAUGAAGAUGAUGAUGACUCUGAUGGAGAUGAGGGCGAUUUUAGCAUCGGUGGUGUGGAUUCGCACAGCUUGCUGGCGGGGGAGGGCAAGGGAGGGGGAGGGCAAGGGGAAGGGGGAAGAAAUGUGGGUUUCCCCAGCACUGAUUUCGAUGCUCCUCGUUCCGACGCGUCUACGUCUUCUUCCGCCCCUGCACAUGCAUAUACCCAUAUACCAAGCUCACAUCCAGCCCCAACUUCACGUCAUGUCACUUCGUCGUCAUCCUCAUCAGUGGAAGGAGAGGAAGAAGAAAAUCAGGAAAGGGAAAUUGGCGCUGGUGGUGUUGCUGUGGGAAAGAAACACGCACAAGCACAAGCAAACACACUCGUCAUUCUCCCUUCCACAACCUUCCACCCCUCCCCCGUCUCCCUUGGUAUUGGCGUCGGGCUCGGACGCAAGAGCUUUCCCUCAAUGUGGCCCUUUGGCGCCACCUCCCCCAAGCUCAAGCUCAAGAGCACGAGCACAAGUACCAGAGACAGCGAUGAUGGCGGCGGAGACUUGAGUGGCAGUAGUGGUAGUGGUGGUGGCAGUGGGAGUAGUGAAGCGCUUGCUAACACCGACGAGGUACAGAGCGAUGAUGGUCACAGCAACAGCAGCGAUGACGAUGACAGCGAUGGCGGUUACGGCCACGCUGUCAAGUCCUUCCGGGACGUCGAGGCGAGUCAUGGCCAGGCGUACGGAAGUGGGAAUGGGAGACCAGAUUUCGGCCGGGGCUUUGGAAAGGGGUUUGGGACAAGGAGGUUGAGUGUUACGACAGAGGCGAAGAGAAGGACGAGCUUGGAGGAUGAUGAUGAGGAGGAAGAGCAGGAGGAGGAGGUGGAUGGGCUCAUGGUUGAGGGUGAAGACGGAGAUGGGGAUGAGGUGGUACAUGUUGUGAUGAAGGAGUGUGAUGUCCGGGAAGGUGUCCAGCAGAGUCUUGGGCUUGGCUCCGGGGCUGGCUCUGGGGGAGAGGGAGCUGAGAGAGAGUCAGAGGGCGGGGGGGCCUAG